UUGUUCCUUUUUCAAUGUAAACCCUGUUUUUUUUCUUGAAUGAUGUUAGCUCAAUCUGUGUUUACAUUCUGCGAAGUCAUCACCGUUUCCAUUUUCGCCGUCUUCUCUCUUCGUCUCCUCCUAAGGUUCGUCACACGUCCAUGGCGUCGCCACAGCACCUUCACGUUCCGCAGCCGCCAGGAGAUAAAGACGGUGAACGAUCAUUUGUCUCCGCCGUAUUGCGCCGUCUGCAUGCAAGAGGCAGAGGAAGGAGACAAGAUGAGGAGAUUGGCGAUUUGUAGUCACUGUUUCCACACAGACUGUAUCGAUACAUGGUUUUGUGAGAUGACGACGUGUCCGUUGUGUAGAGCUGAGAUUCCGCCUUUACCUCCGGUGAAUCCUCUGCUCUUACUGUUUGUUUCUGCCGGUGUACUCGAUUUGUUCAGCAACAAAUAGUUCUGAUGAAACCAUCACCGUCUCGACGCGUAGCGUAGCCCU
This is a messenger RNA of Brassica rapa (field mustard), 477 nucleotides long. RefSeq names its product RING-H2 finger protein ATL5. Lineage: Eukaryota; Viridiplantae; Streptophyta; Magnoliopsida; Brassicales; Brassicaceae. The record is from RefSeq and is a predicted model, not a curated record.